Molecule: messenger RNA, 4346 nt
Organism: Pocillopora verrucosa
Lineage: Eukaryota; Metazoa; Cnidaria; Anthozoa; Scleractinia; Pocilloporidae
Product: band 4.1-like protein 3
Cellular component (GO): plasma membrane; cytoskeleton
Source: RefSeq, a predicted model, not a curated record
AAUCCUUUCACUUCAUUUAUGUUUGCCUCGUUUCUUGUCGAGUAAAGACUUUCAAAAUAAUUUGAGUUACAGCCGGAGAUUUUUGAACGAUUUGCAAUGGCUGGUGCCAGCGGAGAGAAUGCAGAAAGUCCGACAAUUUCUCCCAGACAGCAAGCGAAUAGAAAGCCCUCGCGAAAUCGUCUUUCUUGUCAAGUCACUCUUCUCGAUGGAACGGUUUUGACUACAGAUCACUUACAAAAAAGUGCCAAGGGUAUGGACUUGAUGCACUGGGUAACAACACACUUGAACAUUACAGAAAAAGAGUACUUUGGACUACUAUGGGAGGACAAAACAGGAGAAAAGUACUGGUUAAAUCCUCAGAAGAAAAUAACAACUCAGCUAAAAGGUUGCCUGCCAAACUUUGCUUUUGCUGUUAAGUUUUAUGAGCCCCUUCCUUCCCAAAUCAAGACUGACUACACCAGGUAUUUGAUGUGCAUGCAGUUGAGGGAUGAUGUAAAUUCUGGGAGAUUGCCAUGUUCCUUUAGCAACCAGGCUGUGCUUGGAUCUUACAUUGUGCAGGGUGAUGUUGGUGAUUAUGAAGCUCGUGAACAUGGAACUGACUACUUGGAUGGAAUGGUCUUUGCUCCCGACCAGACACAAGAAUUACUGGACAAAAUUAGGGAACUUCACAAGCAAAACAGGGGUCUCAGUCCAGAAGAAGCUGAUUUACAGUACCUAAAGAUGGCAGCAACAAAACUUGUCAUGUUCGGUGUGGAUGCACAUCCAGCAAGGGAACAAGAUGGCACAGAAAUACUCAUUGGUGUUUCUCAUGAUGGUGUUGCUACCUACAAAGACAGACUGGUGGUCAACAAAAUUCCAUGGACCAAGAUUGACUACAUCAAGUACAGAAAGAGGAAUUUCAUCAUCAAAAGCCAUCCAGGAGAGCUGGACACUUUGACAACUAGAGUUGUUUACAAGACGCCAAGUGAGAAGGCAGCCAAGCGCUUGUAUAAAUCUUGCGUUGAACAUCAUACAUUCUUCAGGUUAACUUUCUCUGACCCACCACCAAGUCGUAGUAGCUCUCUGCUGAGGAUGGGAUCAAAGUUCCGUUACAGUGACCGCACCCUGUAUCAGCUACACAAGGAUGGUCAACCAAUCAAGGACCAGCCCAAGUUUAAUCGUGUUUCAAGUCUAAACUGGUCACGUCGUUACCAAAUGCCUUCUCUAUCAGAAACCAGGAUUUAUGUGAAAGAAGAUGAUGAGAGCAACAAGAGGCCCUUAUCAGAGGGAGAUCUUCCUGGAAAGAUGCGGUGGUACAAAGGGGGACAGGCACCACUAAUGGAGGAGGAAUCAAUGGCGACCUUGACACCAGAAGAGCGUGAACAGUAUCAGAGAGAGAUAACAGAGAAAUUGGGAAAACAAAAGGGAGAAAGAGGAGACGAUGUCAUCAGAGCUACUGGUGCCGGGGAAGCUGGUGGCUUCUAUGCAUAUGGUAGAGCAGAAAGACCUGAUCCUCAAGCCACAGUCACUGCUGUGGAAGAAGAGGCAAGGAGACGUGAGUGGGAGAGGAAACAAGCCGAGGAACGAGAAAGGAUACGACUUGAGCAGGAGAAAGAAGCAGAACGAGAGAGGAAAUUGCAAGAAUGGAUUGAAAGCGAGAAGAGAAGGGUUGAGGCAAUUGAGCCGCAGGAAGCCGGCCCAGCGUACACAGCUCCUGGAGGAAAAGCUGAAAGAGCAACAUUUACUCUGGAAAAGGUCAAGAAAGAAGAACCAGAAUUUGUCAGCAUGGGCGUGGCUACCCCUGUUAGUGGUUUUGACACCAUCAAGAGGGCAGAGACGAGGGUAGCUGAUACUGAUACGUACAAGGGACGUGUCCAGAAGCUGCCACAGGAUGAGAUGGGUCCUGACCCUUCUGCAAGGACAAACACAUGGGGUGGUGGAAAAAAGGAUAAUGUAUCCUACACCCGAACACACACCAGUGCAACUUUACCCAACCGAGGAGCAAGAAAAGGCUUUGAUAGCAACAUGAUGCCUGAUGAGGACAGGAGACGCAGUGCUGAGGAUUUGUUGGAGAACAAUGGACAGGAGAGGGGCCAAAGACAAGGAAAAGUACCUCUGGUGAAUAGGGAUGAACUGAUGAGGUACUACUCACCUGGGUCAAGUGACACUCUGCGCACUGAACCCGCCCAGCAUGAGAUCAAGAGAUCACUGAAAGAUGACCUCAACUUGCAGCACGAGCAAGGCGAGGGUGGCUUUGUUCGGGAGAGCAUCCGAAGAAACGAAGGCUUCAUUGCAAAGCAGACCGUGCGGAACGACCUGGAAAGCGCUCCACCCGAGAUCACCACCAAGACCAUGAUCAUCGAUAAUGACAGAGACCCGAAAGUGUAUCGUCAGAACAGAGCUCCGGAGGUAGAGACGCACUCGUUUUUGAUUGGACGGAACGAUGGACAGCCAGGAGUUAAACAAGGUACUCCCUAUCGCUUUAGUGACAUCACCCAGGAUGGUUCUCCUGAGCCAUAUUCACCACAUUCAAGACAUUACAAUGUGCCCAGCGUCACCACACAGAGAGUUGUGUAUGACCAAAAUGGACCUCCUAUUAGUCCACCUUCGAGUGGAACCCAAGAUGGCGGCACGGUGAUUACUCGCACCAUAAUGAUGGGUGGUGCAGAGCCAACGAGAACAGAGACUAUUCGUCAGACGACCAUGCCUACAGAGAUAAUUCAAAAGACAAUCACCAUCGAGGGUGAUGGAAACCAGCUAACUGCCGAGGAGCUAAAGGAUAUCAUAGCUAAACAUGCAGGAGACAUUGGAAGCAGUGAAGUGGUUACCACUACUUACACAACCAAGGUUCAAGAAGUGAAGCAAACGAAGACAAUAACAGAAACAAUGAGGGUUGUGGAUGAUGAAGGGAACAUCAUCAAAACUGGUGACCCUGAUACUGAUGCUGCAAUUUGGGAGGCCAUCCAGCGAGCAAAGGAAGAGAACCCUAACGCUAAAAUAACCGAGGUUGUUAUAACCAGGACUGAUGAAGAAAGCCAAGCGUAAAGCAGUUAAAACCCACGGAGCCCUUAAGGAAUUGCAGUCGGCCAAGCCGACAAGUAGAGGAUGAACGCUGCUUCCCUAAAGUGUUACAAACUCGUAAAGGAUAUACUAUAAAAGUUAAGGAUGUAAAAUCAGUGGUGUUGGAAUAUUGAAGAGCCCAUAGUGGUACAGUUUAAAACAAGUCUGGGUUGUUGAAGGUGUUGAAGUAGAGAAGUAAAUCGUUCAAUGGGUUGGUUGGUUUGCUUGUUUGUUUGUUUGUUUUUCUUUUAAGAGAUAAGUGGUUAAGCGCUGUAGAAGAAUUUUAUUAUAAAUGUGUUUUUAAUUUUAGGAAAAGGCGUAUGUGCACGUCGUUAUUUGGUAGUUAGCUUUUUCAGAUGAUUAACCGUACACGAAGCCCGUUGCCAGUUCAUCCAAUGAAAGAAUUUCAUUUAAGGCGAAAUGUUACGCAAGUUUUAUUUCGACUUUCACGCAUGCAGAUAUAAAAUUUGUUUGGGAAAGACCUUAUCGUUACAAAAGUAACAAACUUUGAUAAGCACUAGGUAUAUUAUCUUCUUAUUAUCAUUGUUUCUAUUUUGUAAAAUGCCCCAAAUCAUUCAACAUCCAAGGGAUUUUGAAACUAACUCGAUUCAAACACAUUAAAUUAUAGUAUUUUAAGAUUGCUUUAAGUUGGAAUUCCUGCUUUUAGUUUUGUAAUAAUGUAACCAUUUUCUAAAUAAGAUGAAUUGGGGUCGUGUCAUGCGGAAGCUUCCCACGGUAUGUUUUGUUUCCAAUUAAUAGCUUUAGGUGUUCGCUUCCCAUAGUUUCGAGCUUUUAUCUAAGAUGGUGGAAGAUUAAAGAUGUAUCAUUCGCGGUACUUAGCUCUAUAAUUUUAAUCUUUUAUCUAAGAUGGUUGAAGACUAAAUGAUGUAUCAUGAGAUCAUAAGAUGAUAAGAUGUAUCAUUCGUGGUACCUAGCUCAGCAACGUUUUAAAAUCAUGAUUUUUACGAGUGAAUCCCUUCUUUCGUAUGAAUGUGGGCUUUGCUCAAUUCGGGGCACGUUGAGAACGCUUCUGCUGAAAUGAUUCGUGAACUUUGUAUUCGAUAGUACACCUCAACGAGAUAGCUUCAAAACUGCUUUGCAGUUAUUAUAGCUCCCAAAACGGGAAGCGUGUACAUUUGCCAUGUAUGAGGUUCACAUUUUAGAUAAGUUUAUUUAAUGGAAUAAUUACUUUUAAUUAACGCUGUUACAACGACUCUGUUGAAGUUGAUAAGUUUUAGGCAUCUUACAUGACCGUGUAAGCGUCCUCUCAUUGGGUGGCUUUUAAUAAACUUCGUUAUAUAGUUAAA